GCAACAGUCUCCGGUCCUCGGCCUGACCUCAUGGAUCCCGGCGGAAGUGAACUGGACUCCAGCCUGCCGCAGCCGGAGAACCCGUGCCUGAUCGUGGAGGACUCCCAGCCGGACAGCGUCGGUCUGGAGGACGACCCGGAGAGCAGCUACCGGGCGCUGCUGGCCCGCCGCCUGUCCAGCCUGCAGCCCACCGCCCGCAGCCCGGUUCUGGAGCUGAUAUCAUCACCACUAGGAAGCAGAUGCUCCCAAACUGACAGCCAAUCAGAGAGCAACAAUCAGGCUGAACCAGACGUCGUGGCAGCAGCUGAGCCCGGCUCACCGCUGCAGGAGGAGAGUCAAGUGAUCAGCAUCUGUCCUCCUCCAAGCAGAAACAAGUUUGACUCUGAAAUGGAUCCUGGAGCGGAUUCCACAACAAACUGUGUUCAGCCUGACGGCGGAUCCUCACAGUUCGGGUUUCUGGCGCUCUCGCAGAGUCAAGACCUUCAAGCGGACACCGACUUUGGGCAUUGCUCAGAAAAGCAGCAGAGCGCCGGCUCCAAAACUGUGGAGAGUCAAGAUAACAACAAGGCUGUGAGGUCUGAGGUGAGCUCCAGCAGCACCGCGGAGCCCCAGCUGACCGUCCAGGCGCUGCUGCACUCCCAGAACCUGCAGGCCUCCCAGGAGCCGGACCAGCAGGACGGCGACCUCCUGUCCUCACAGCAGGACCUGUUCGACGCCGACAAGUCCGGUAACGGCGCCGCCGCCGUCGACAGCACCGUGUCGGAGCCGCCGGAGCAGCAGGCCCCGCCCACCUCCACGCCGGCCAGCACCCUCCGGCUGCUGCACCUCUCCGGCCAGGGAGCGCUGGCGCAGGACAGUCUGUCCCAGAGCUCCGUGGACUUCGUGGCCCCCACCCCGGACGACUUCACCCACACCCCGUUGAUCGUUCCCAGCUCGCCUACCGAGGCGGAGAACGAACGCGAGGAGCCCAUGGACACCUCGCUGCCGCCGGAGGAGCGAGCGGCAGAGAAGGACGAGCCCAUGGAGACGGAGGCGUCCUCCAGACCGCGGCCAGCUACCUCCACCCCCGUGUCCCUGAACUCCUCCGGUUUGGGGUCGGAUCGAGCGCUCUCCGUGCCGUCCCAGCCUGAGUUCUCCCAUGACGUUUUUGUUCCAACUCAGAGCCAAGAAGCUAAAGCCAAGUCUCCCCCGCCGCCGCCUCCAGAGACGCAGUCCCAGCUCCGGGAGUCGGCUCCGUUCACGGCGCCGCUGCAGCUCUCCCCGAACGCUAACAGCAAUCUGCCGCUUCCCGCCGAGGAGGACAGUCAGGCCACGCAGAUAGAGGAGCUGGAGGAGCCGCCCGGCGACUCGGCGGCUCCGUGUCACGAUCAGGAGAAGAAGAGCAGCGGCGAGCAGGAGGCAGACGGGCAGAAAGCUGCAGCAGACGUGAAGGAGGCUGAAAACAGCUGCGUGCCGGAGACGCCGCCGCCGUCCUCCGUCGCUCAGACCGCCGCCGUCGGCCCGACGCCAGAGACGACCGAGUCCCGGCGUGCAGAACGUCAGGAAGCGGUCGGCAACAGCCCGACGGACAGAGACGGGACGGAUGACGGCGAGCGGCGGGAGGAAGAGGCGGGGAUGGAGGAGGAGAGCGGCGGGGGGGCCUCGGGGAUCGCGCUGGUCCUGUCGCAGAGUCAGCUGGUGUCUCCUGAGCCAAUGGAGGAGGAGGACAGCCAGGACAGCGUCAUCGUGGUGUCGGACAGCGAGAAGGACGCCGCCGCUGGGCCCGGCGGGGACGAGCGGCCGGCCGUUGCCGCCGCCGCUAACGGCCACCGGCGGCAGAGCGAGGCGGGACGGGAAGACGCGGCUCUGGACGGGUCGCCCCAGACGGGCGGCGUGAGGCGGGAGGCCGAAGGCGUCAGGGACAAGAGCCUGAACGACUCGGGAGACAUUUCCUUCCACUUCACGCUUCCUAAGGAGGGGGAGCUGAUCGGCCCGGCCGUCGGCUCCACGCCGCCUCUGAUCAACCAGCUGAAGCAGACGCUCAGACACAGCACGCCCAUCGACAGCGUCCCCUUCGCAGAGAAGCCAGCCGCCGUAGACGCCGUCUCUCCGGACGCGGCGGCGGCCGGUGACGUUGCCUCAGGAGGAGGAGGAGGAGGAGGAGGAGAGGACGCGGCGGACAAGGAGGAGCAGAAGCUGAGCCUGAGGAUGAAGCUGGUGACGCCCGUGGAGGAAGGCAGCUCCGAGCGCUUCAGCCUGCAGAAGCCAACGCUGUCGGAGGAGGAGGAUGCGGUCGCCAAGGCCACGGCGGUUUCCACGGCUGCAGCCAGCCCCUCUGUGUUCACGCGGGUUCGGCAGGUGCACCGACCGCAGGCGGCGGAGGAAGACGUUCACCCUGGGAACAACAUCGCCGCCAUCAGGGGGAAACUGUUUGCCUCUCCGCAGAGGAGCUCCCAGGCUUCCUCCCUGAGAUGUAACAGCCUCCCAAACAGCCAGGACGCGUCGUCGGCCUCCCAGAACGACCUCAGAGAUCCCCGCGCUCCCGCAGAGCCGUCGCCGGAGGCCGUGACGGCGCCUCCGUCCAACAGCGUGGACGUCGGACAGAAGGAGGCGUCCCGCAGGACGUCCGACAACGCCGCGCCGUCUACUCCGCCCAACAAGUCCCGGCAGCGGAACGUCUCCCAGCAGACCAGCUUCGACGGGCCGGGCCUGCGCUCUCCUGCCGGCCGGGGCGAACCGGAGUCGCCGUCGUUCAGGAGGACCGCGGCGCCGGCGCACCGCAGACACGUGCGCACCGUCCAGGAGGUCCGGACCACCAUCACGCGGAUCAUCACGGACGUUUAUUACGAGGACGGCAGAGAGGUGGACCGUAGAGUCACUGAGGAGAGCGAGGAGCCCGUGGUGGACUGUCAGGUGUUGGACGACGACGUCUCUCCGUGCCGCACAGGCAGCAGCUCGGUUACCUCUGGUGACCUGGCUGACGUCAGCUCUCUGUCGUCCAAGGCCUCCAGCCUGCAGCACAGCUCCGGAACGACGGGCAGCAGCGCCGGCCCCGCCAGGCCCGACUUCCUAAUGCCGCCCAGCAGAGGCUUCAAGUCCAUCAGUCCCAGGAGGGGAGGUGGGCAUCCACAGAGGGGUCUCAGGGCUCACAGGGCGGGGUCAGUGGUCACUGUGGGCAGAGGCGGCAGCACCUUAGGGUCCCGGGCCUUCGUCCCGCUGACUCCCAGGGGAAGGGCUAGAAGGGGCCGGCCCCCGUCCCGCUCCUCCCUGUCCAGGGGGGGUGGCGUCGGCCCGCCGCAGAGGCCCGGCGCUCACGCCCAGACCCACUCCUCCUCGGAGGACGAGCCCUACGCCUGCAUGCUGCCGCCGCGCCUCCCCUUCAGCCCGUCGGACCCCGACCCCCCCAGCCGCUCGGACUCCCUCCGGUCGUCGCCCGAGGAGGCGAGCUCGGCCGGGAGCAGCUUCGUCGGCCUGCGGGUCGUCGCCAAGUGGUCGUCCAACGGCUACUUCUACUCGGGCCGCAUCAUGAAGGACGCCGGGGACAGCAGGUUCCGGCUGCGCUUCGACGACGGCUACGAGUGCGAGGUGGCGGGGAAGGAUAUCCUGCUGUGCGAUCCCAUCCCGCUGGAGACGGAGGUCACGGCUCUGCUGGAGGACGAGUACUUCAGCAUAGGGGUCGUAAAGGGCCACAAAACGGAGGGCCAGGAGCUUUUCUACAGCGUGGAGAAGGACGGUCAGAGGCAGUGGUACAACCGGACGGCGGUCAUUCUGUCUCUGGAGCAGGGAAACAAGCUGAGGGAGCAGCACAGCCUCGGACCCUACGAGCCCACCACGCCCCUGACCAAAGCCUCCGACAUCAGUCUGGAUAACUUGGUGGAGGGGAAGAGGCGGCGCAGGUCAACGCCCGGGGGUCCGAACACGCCCAGCAAAAGCUCCUCCAGCAGUCCCCGGACCCCCGGCCCCUCCGGAAAGAGGAGGCUGAUGUCGUCUGAGGAGAGCAGGCUGCCCUCCAAGAGGGGCCGGCGAGGGGGAGGAGCCAGAGCCGGUCAGCGCGUCGGCGUUUGCAACACCUCCGGCAGCGGCACCGACCUGCCGGGCCGGUCCUGCGACGUGGCGGAGACCCACGGGCCGCUGCCUCAGAACGCGUCUCUGUUCAUGGGCUUCGCCUUCAUGCUGACGGCGUCGUCCGAGGUCGACCGCAUGACCAACAAGGUCGCCGCCGGCAACGAGGAGGAGGAAGAGGAGGAGGAUUACGUUCAGACGGGUCCGUACAACAAGCCGUACACAGAGUCGCAGCUGCAGGCUGGCGGAGGCUUCAUCCUGCCGGACUUUAACGAGGAGCAGUGCAAGGCGGCGUAUCAGAGCCUCCUCAUCGCCGACCAGCACUGCCGCACCAGGAAGUACCUGCUGUGUCUGGCCAGCGGCGUGCCGUGCGUCUCCCAUAUCUGGGUGCGGGACUGCUGCAAAGAGAACAAGCUGCUGAACUACAGGAACUACCUGCUGCCGGCCGGCGUGGGGCCGGACGACGCCAUCGUGGAGUGGCAUCCGCGCUCCAGCCCCUUCAAAGCGCUGCGCUUCCUGCUGCUGUCCCAGAAGCCGGACGAGCUGUGGGCCCAGCUGGCCACCAUGGGCGGCGCCUCGUCCGUACGGCAGGUCCAGACCGACGGCGCCGACGGCUCCGAGGUUCCAGCCGGGAAGUACGACGUGGUGGUGGCGGACCCCGCCUGUCCGCCGGCGCUGGAGAAGAGCGUGACGUCGCAGGAAGUGCCGAUGGUGUCCGCCGAGUGGCUCAUCCAGAGCGUGAUCUGCGGGGAGCGUCUGGGUUUCAGCAGCAGGCCUCAGUAUCGCCAUGACUACGCCUCCUCAUCCUCCUCCUCCUCAUCCUAAUCCGCCGCCAUCGACCAAGCUCCGCGCUCCGUUGCAUGCCUCCGCUGUACAUAAGUUGUGUUUUUAUGGGACAAUAAAUUGUGACAUGUUUCAUUUUA
Fundulus heteroclitus (mummichog) is the source of this 4964-nucleotide messenger RNA. It is a transcript of the gene tp53bp1, whose product is annotated as tumor protein p53 binding protein, 1. The transcript is spliced from 27 exons. NCBI's taxonomy places the organism in Eukaryota, Metazoa, Chordata, Actinopteri, Cyprinodontiformes, Fundulidae. Gene Ontology annotation, cellular component: nucleus. The coding region runs from base 31 to 4866 and encodes 1611 amino acids. The record is from RefSeq and is a predicted model, not a curated record. Gene Ontology annotation, molecular function: histone binding. Gene Ontology annotation, biological process: positive regulation of transcription by RNA polymerase II; DNA damage checkpoint signaling.